AUGCCGGCUAUUUUCGAGCCCUCCCUCCUGCUUUCUGGUCUCUUCCUCAUCAUCUUUGGCCAAUUCGUCACAUCUUUUGCGACGGCGUACUGGCAGAUUCUACUCUCACAAGGGAUUUGCAUCGGACUUGGUUGUGGUCUUGUAUACGUCCCCUCAACAGCAAUACUUUCGCAAUAUUUCCAACGCCGCCGAGCCCUGGUCAUUGGUAUCGCAUCUACCGGCUCUCCCAUUGUGGGAAUCGUCUUUCCAGUCGUCUUUGGCAAGCUUCAACCAAUCAUAGGCUUUUCUUGGGCUACACGAGUGAUUGCUCUCAUCCUCUUGGCCAUCUCAAUUAUUCCUGCAGUCGCCAUGCAUCCACGUAUCAAGCAAAAGGUAAAGGUACGAUCAUUCAUUGACAUGAGCGCGGUUCAAGACCCCAUCUUUGCUCUCGUUAUCGUCGGCUCCUUCUUCGUCUUUUUAACGCUAUAUGUUGCGUUCUUUUACAUCCAGCUAUUCGCCAUUCAACACAAAAUUACAUCUGUCGACUUCUCUUCUUACCUCCUUAUGUUGCUGAACGCUGGGAGUAUUCCUGGUCGUGUGGCACCAAACUAUCUUGCUGAUCGGCUCGGUGCGCUGCGCAUCCAGUUGUCAGUAACUACCAUCAGUGCCGUCAUCAUGUUUAUCUGGCUUGGGGUGCAUGGCUUGGGAGGCUUGAUAGUGUUUGCUCUGGCGUAUGGACUUUUUUCUGGAGGGGUGGUAAGCGUCACACCUUGCCUGAUUGUGGCUUUAUCGCCUCAACCCGACAAGAUCGGUACACGCAUGGGAAUGAUCUUUUUCGUGAUGGGGUUGGCUGUUCUGAUUGGGACGCCGAUAGCUGGGGCUCUCUUGGGCAGUGGAGACGGUAGUAAUUGGCGAAACACCAUCGCGUACGGAGGAGGCUCCUUAAUGAUAGGAGCUUUGGCCUAUGCAGGGGCGGCUUUCAUUUCGUGGAAGCAACAAAGACACCACUGA
This is a messenger RNA of Fusarium sp. VM40, 990 nucleotides long. The record is from the annotation of a GenBank genome assembly. Lineage: Eukaryota; Fungi; Ascomycota; Sordariomycetes; Hypocreales; Nectriaceae.